Molecule: messenger RNA, 1200 nt
Organism: Aspergillus thermomutatus
Lineage: Eukaryota; Fungi; Ascomycota; Eurotiomycetes; Eurotiales; Aspergillaceae
Product: bZIP transcription factor
Exons: 3
Coding region: 1-1200 (399 amino acids)
Biological process (GO): regulation of DNA-templated transcription
Molecular function (GO): DNA-binding transcription factor activity
Source: RefSeq, a predicted model, not a curated record
AUGAGCUCUAACCAAGACACCACGCAAUCGGCAACAAAGAAGCGAGAAUCCCGCGCGGGAACCCGUAAAGUGACAACUCUCUCCGCUGAACAGCUGGCGCGAAAGCGUGCCAAUGAUCGAGAGGCACAGAGAACCAUUCGUCAGCGGACGAAAGAACACAUCGAGCGACUGCAAAACCAAGUGGCUGAGCUUCAAGCCAAGAAUCAACAAUUCGAUGACGUGAUGCGACGGAAUGCUGCCCUGGAGCAUGAGAUCAAGGCCUUGAGGCAGCAAUUGGGUAUGCUCACUGGUGACCAAGGAUAUAGCAGCGUCGAAGGAUCUUACAGCAGCCCAGCAGGGGCACCGCCUCCAACUCAUUACUCGGAGUCCCUGAACGUGCCUCCGGUGUCUAGAGCGCCCUCUGUCCUUUCCGCCUCUAGCCAGGUUUCGGUCGCGCAGGAAUGGCAGACGUACGGCUCGACGCGGUCCUCAUCUCUAUGCGAAUCAUCAGAUGCGGAUUACAGCAACAGGGCCGAACCUUACGGGUUCGAGGCGCAGGCCCAGCCUUCUCAUACAAUGUCCAACACAAUCCCGCACGCCAAUUUCAACACCUCCAACGUCGCUCACCCACCGGAUCCCACUUUCCAACAAUAUCCACACAAGCCUUGCCAUAUGUACCCAGCCGACCGCCCAUGCCAAUGCCGGAAGUUCCACCAGAACGAGCAGCCGGGGGGUAUCCAGUACUUCAAGGCUCGCAGCACUACCCUCAUGCCGUUAAUCAGCCAGGAGGAAAUCAGCCAGGAGGAAAUCACGGCUACAGCUACGGCUGGCCACAUCAGUCUUGAACUCACUUACCGGGAACUCCUAGCAUUUUCCAUCCGAUACCCGAACAUUCAUGGGAAGAUUCAUCAUUGGUCUGAGCGUGGAGCACGAGAUUCACUACUCCCGUUGAAGAAGACUCGACGCAUGUCGAUUGAGUUAGCGACGUCACUUCGAUCGGAGAGGCUCGCACAUAUGCUCGGAGGACUUGGGGUGUCGUCGUCGGUCGAUGGCGAGGCCACUCCACUUGCAGGAAACCUCCACCGACAAUGCUCCUUAUCCGUCGAUGAAGCAUGCACAUCAGUGAAAUGGUGCCGAGGAAUCAAUUGCGACGGGCUCUUACGAGCAAACUCGAGCCGGUUCCCACCUCUGUUCGCUCCAGAGCCCACCACAACUCUAUGA